CCACUGUGAUAUUCUCACCUUCGGCAAUAGCUUGUUAGAUGCUAUUCCAUCUCUGAUUCAGUCCAAAGACUUGAGAGCAAUUCAAAUUAUUAGAUGCAAAGGUAUAGAGUUCUUAAUGAGGUUAUCUUAUUGUAGCUCAAUGGGUGAAAGAAUGAUGGGAGUUCAUGAACUGACAUUGCGCUUGUCUUCCUUAGAUGAAUUCAGUGGUCUUGUUAAGUUGGAGUUAGGAGAAGAUUUGCCUCCAGUUGGAACCUUUUCCCAUCUUUGCAAGCUUCAUGUUUCUAGUUGUAAUAAAAUGAAGAAGCUAAUCCCUAGGUGGUUGAUGCAAUACCUCCUAAAUCUGAUGGAAAUAGUUGUAGACUGCUGCGCGGAAAUGGAAGAGAUAAUGAGUGAGGAUGAAGACGAACAAGCAAAGCAGUGCGCGAGCUCAGCCUCAUCAUCGUCUCCUUUUCCUUCAAAUGAAAGCAAAAGCAUCAAGGAUGAGUAUAACAGUUUGGAAUUGUCAGAAGCUGAAGAGACUUCCAUUUACUCUUCCUCUUCUAAACGGGCAGCCAUCAGCUCCUUCAGCUCUUCAAGAAAUCUCCAUGGAUCAUGAAGAAGCAUGGGAAGCUUUGGAAUGGGACCAUCCUGAGUACAAGAAUGUCCUCCAUCCUUUUUUCAAAAUAUCACGCUUCUAGAUUCAAACCUCAGGUAC
This is a messenger RNA of Lycium ferocissimum, 694 nucleotides long. RefSeq lists its product as uncharacterized. Lineage: Eukaryota; Viridiplantae; Streptophyta; Magnoliopsida; Solanales; Solanaceae. The transcript has 2 exons. The record is from RefSeq and is a predicted model, not a curated record. Bases 116 to 595 code for a protein of 159 amino acids.